This is a messenger RNA of Rhopalosiphum maidis (corn leaf aphid), 1458 nucleotides long. RefSeq lists its product as uncharacterized. The record is from RefSeq and is a predicted model, not a curated record. Lineage: Eukaryota; Metazoa; Arthropoda; Insecta; Hemiptera; Aphididae. The coding region runs from base 219 to 671 and encodes 150 amino acids. The transcript has 3 exons.
CGCCUCAAUUUGAAACAGUCUACGCACACCGAACCUCGCGUCACACGCUCGUUGUCCGUUCGUUCUUGUACGAUCUUACAAUAAUCUGCUCGUCUCUUGGAACUCAAUCGUUUUUCGCCAACCCGCUCUCUUGUUCAUUUCGAAUUUGAAUUUGAAUUUUUUUUCAUUUAAAACUAUUCUCGUCUCGUUUUUAAUAUUUCAUUUGCAUCAUAUUCAACAUGACUGUGGAAUCGUUGGAAACCAUCAUGCGCCGAAAUAACAUUACUCUGGUAUCGGGCGAAGAGGGCGCGAAAAUGGUGGAUACUGCCACCAGCCGCCUACCCAAGGUUUUCAAGUACAACAUGAUCGUCUCGGCUUUCUUCGUGAUAUUUUUCUUUUGCUUGUUGUCUAACGCUGGAGCCGCUUCCUUGCAGAAUAGAAGAGCAAUAGCGUCAUUGGCGAUUGAGAGUACUACUGCUCCAACCAAAGAAUGCCACCAAAAUACCCCGUGUGGAUGGGCCAUCUACAUACCGUUCACCCGCCGUAUCGAUUAUUUCAUGAAGAACACAUGCAUUUGCAACCCGAAUUUGGCGUGCUUGAAGACCGACGACGACCUGUCCGUGAACGCGUACGUGUACCGCUGCAAGACAAGACCCGUGACUACCACGGAGAUUAUACCGACGACCAUUUGAGAUUUGAGUGAGGGAUAUGCCCACAGCAGCGAAGCCACGGUCAACACCACAACACUGGCGUUGCUUCGUCGCCACUGGACAAGUGAAUUUUUUUUACUACAAUAUUCCUAAUUAACAAGUCUACUCAUGUUCCCGAAAAUAAUUUUCUACAUUUUUUUUUUUUAAAUUAGUCUUAAGAAUUAAGAGUAAAUAUUUUUUUAUGCUUUUAAAGCUUUUUCGUAAUUCAUUUUUAUUUAGAUCGUACUUAUAUUUUAUACUUAAAAAGAAAAAUCAUAACUAAUUAAUAUCAAACCUAUAUGGUUGUAUUUAUAAUCAUUUAUACUUACACAAUAAUUUAUUAUAUUAAUUUAUUUUACAAUAUUAUUAUAUUUUUUUCGUACAAAUUUAAGGGCAUUAGGGAACAUUAUUUAACCCACGUAAGAGGUUUUAUCCUUUAGACUUUAUAUCACAGUAUUUUUAUAUUUUAAUUUUUUCAUGCCUUGAACUUUAGAUUGUAAGUUUAUAAGAAUAAGUUAAAUAAUUAUUUUUUGAGCCAGGCUACUUAACUAUUUAAUUUUUAUUACGACUAACACUAUUGUAAUAAUAAUUAUAAUGUUUAUCUCGUCGUCAUUUAAAUAUGCCGAUUAGAUCAACGUUUUUAUUUAUUAUUUUUUUUCAAAACACACUAUUAGACAUAAUUAAAAAAACAUACUACUGUUGUUUAAUAAUAUUAUUAUUAAUAUUUAUUUAUUAUUAUUAUUAUUAUUAUGAUUAUUAUUAUUUUUAUGUUUAUUAUAAUUAUGUCCUC